AUAAAUGAAAUGGUUUCCUGUUAAGAGGUAACUUAAAGAAGAGAAACACCAGAGUUAAAUUCAAGCAAAGACAAGAAGACGUAUUCAUUUCGACAAGAUGAGAAGUGUUUUUGUUCUUAUUUAUAACCUUCUUGCUGUGCUUCCACUUGGUCAUUCCAAUAUCUGCAUUCAGUGCUCUUCUCCCUCUGAAAAUAGUUGUUCGGGUCAAGAAGUACAAUGUUCACCAGGAGAUAUCUGCUUAUCUAUAUACGAGAGAACUUUAGUUGCAGGAAACAGUGCUUUUACUCAUAAUUACUACAGAACAUGUGGGACCUCUAAGCAAUGUGGCCAGUUUUACUCCUACAUAGAUGGAGAGAUUACAUACAACCUAGCUUACAGCUGUUGCACAAGCGACUCCUGCCUCCCUCCAGAGCCAGACAUGCUCUCUAAUGGAUGGAAAUGUCCCUCAUGCAGUGCAGACGGCUCAUUUUGUAAUACAGAACAAGUUGUACAUUGCAUCGGUACAGCAAAUCAAUGCUUUAGUAGUAAUGUGACCUACAGCAAAGGAGAAAAACAACAAAUUUAUGUAGAGGGCUGCACAACGGACAACAUAUGUAACAAUCUCGGGCUGACUGAUUUACAGUAUGCUACAGACAAUGGUGCUGUGGCAUCUACCACAUGCCAAACGUCAACCGAUAAUCGUCCCUCUCUUAACUGCGUUCAGUGUAAUUCUAACAUCAACAAUUCUUGUACUGGACCAGAAAUAACAUGUUCAUCAAGUCAAGACGUUUGUAUAUCUAUUUAUGAAACAGAGUCAAAUAGCAGCACUGUUACACAUAACUAUUACAGAACAUGUGGGACCUCUAAGCAAUGUGGCCAGUUUUUCUCCAAUAUAAAUGGAGAGAUUACAACUAAUCUAGCUUACAGCUGCUGCACGAGCGACUCCUGCCUUCCUCCAGAGCCAGAUAUGUCCCCUAAUGGAUGGAAAUGUCCCUCUUGCAGUGCAGAUGGCUUAUUUUGUAAUACAGGACAAGUUGUAAAUUGCAUCGGUACAGCAAAUCAGUGCUUCAGUAGUAAUGUGUUCUACAGCCAAGGAAAAGUACAACAAAUUCAUAUAGAGGGCUGCACAACGGACAACAUAUGUAACAAUCUCGGGCUUACUGAUUUACAGUAUUCUACAGACAAUGGUGCUUUGGUAUCUACCACGUGUCAAACGUCAACCGAUAAUCGUCCCUCUCUUAACUGCAUUCAGUGUAAUUCUAACAUCAACAAUUCUUGUACUGGACCAGAAAUAACAUGUUCAUCGAGUCAAGACGUUUGUAUAUCUAUAUAUGAAACUAAAUCAAUUGGAGCAUUGACUGAGAGUAACCUCUACAGAGACUGUGGCACCUCUGAGCAGUGUGGCCAAUUCUACUCCUUCAUAGGUGGAGAGAUUGUAAAUAACCUGGCUUAUAGCUGUUGCCAAGGCAACUCCUGCCUUCCUUUGCAGCCAAACAUGUCCUAUAAUGGAUUGACUUGUCCCUCUUGCAGUGCUGAGUUUUUAUCUUGCAAUACGGGACAAUUUGUGGAUUGCAUUGGGACUGCAAACCAAUGCAUUAGUAGUACGCUGACCUACAGCCAAGGAGGAAUGACAACAUUUCACGUAGAUGGCUGCACAACAGAAAACAUAUGUAAAAAUGUCAAUCUGACCCAAUUAGACUUUUAUGAUGAAAAUGUUGCAUCAACAUCUACCAUAUGUCAGGAUUCAACUAAUUACGUUACAACCACUGUCCGUCCUACUACUACAAAAAUCAAUCCGCCGUAUCGGUCAACUGUCUAUACUACAAAAAUCAAUCCGCCGUAUCGGUCAACUGUCUAUACUACAGAAGGAACUCUUCAUACCAAUCCCAAUUCUAAUGCCAGUACAGCAUACAACAAUAUAUGUUAUCACUUAAUGAUUUUAGUUGCUCUCAUUGUUUUCCAAAUGUCCAUCUAGUUUCACCAGUGUCAACUG
Pelobates fuscus (common spadefoot toad) is the source of this 1972-nucleotide messenger RNA. Its product is annotated as prion-like-(Q/N-rich) domain-bearing protein 25. NCBI's taxonomy places the organism in Eukaryota, Metazoa, Chordata, Amphibia, Anura, Pelobatidae. Bases 98 to 1954 code for a protein of 618 amino acids. The transcript has 13 exons. The record is from RefSeq and is a predicted model, not a curated record.